UUCAUGGCAUCCUUGAACAGCCCGAAAACAGACAGAUCAUGAAUGUCCUGCAAAAGCGCCCCAAGACUCCUACGCUCAAACACUACACCAUAAACUACCUCAGAGACACUACGAAGUCAUUUGAUUACACCCUGGCGGUGCUCAGAAAGUUAGAGCGACAGGCUAGGGGAGAAGUCGAGAGACUUGGUGGAAACCCAAUGUUAUCAGCCAUUUUGGACAAGCUUCAUGUUGAUGCAUGAAAUGCUAUGCCCUUGUUCUGUACUGUAUCGUUAUGGCUAAGUCGAUACUCGCGCAUAGAUGGUAUGUGCUUGCUACUGUCGUACUAUGGUGUGGAUCUGAAGACUCAGUGGCCUCGAAUGCCCUUCCGUUCUAAAAUGCAUAGGAACGGGCCGCGGGGGAUGACGGAUGGCCAGGCAUUGCCAUCGUUUUGCCGUGAUAAAAUAAGCAGCUAUAAGCAAAAUAAUUCGCCGUCCACAGUCGGGCGCCACAUGGAUCGUCCGAUAGCACUGGCAACAAUGUUGCUUCUCUCAGUCUGGAAAGAUCGCACACCUCGUUCAAUUGAUACUUGGAAAUUUGAACUCCUUUGUUCGGGAGCAACUUGCACGUGACAGAAUGAGGAUAAGACGACUGGGCGGACAACUCAUAAGGGAGUAUGUACACACUCGUGCGUGCGCCUACAAAAUUGAUGCAACAACGUG
Suillus paluster is the source of this 698-nucleotide messenger RNA. RefSeq lists its product as uncharacterized. The record is from RefSeq and is a predicted model, not a curated record. The transcript is spliced from 4 exons. Lineage: Eukaryota; Fungi; Basidiomycota; Agaricomycetes; Boletales; Suillaceae. The coding region runs from base 246 to 608 and encodes 120 amino acids.